Molecule: messenger RNA, 975 nt
Organism: Nerophis lumbriciformis (worm pipefish)
Lineage: Eukaryota; Metazoa; Chordata; Actinopteri; Syngnathiformes; Syngnathidae
Source: RefSeq, a predicted model, not a curated record
GACAUGGCUGUGGAUAUAACAUUACUUUUUAAAGCCAGUGUUAAGACAGUCAAAACCAGAAACAAAGCGAUGGGAAUAGGGUUCGAUUCUACCAAAGACGAGAUUUUCAAGCGGAGCAGACCCAAAAGUGGCUUCUCUCCGAAGGCAAAAGAAGUGAUCAUUAACAUCAGCAAGCUCAAAGACUUCUUGCUGCAACACAGGAAGGAUUAUGUGAGUGCGGGAAGUCUAAUCUCAUCAGACCUCACCCGCAUGACAGAUAGCGAACGGGAUCAGAUUGACCAGGAUGCCCAAAUUUUCAUGAGGACAUGCGCUGAGGCCAUCAAACAGUUACGCCCUGAAGCUGAGAAGCAUGUGACAUCAGCCCAGACUAAAGAACACAGGGGCGCGGUUUUGGAUCUCAUUGAAAUGUAUUUGAAAGGAGUAUGUAAGCUGUACUCAGAGCAGAGGGCCAUAAGAGUCAAGAGAAUGGUGGACAAAAAGAGGCUGUCACGACUAGGAUCUGAUCAGCACAGUCGUGUGGAGAAAAUGAUCGACGAAGAGCCCAAGGAGGAAAAGACUGUCAAGGAAGAAAGCUUUGAAAAGAGUGCAACAGAGAUGUUGGACCAAAGUGUCAACCUGUGGGAGGACGCCAAAGUGGAGGAUGAGCUCUCUCCUGAGGAGAUUCAAAUGUUUGAGCAGGAAAAUCAAAGGCUGGUCAGUGAAAUGAGCAAUCUGGUGGAUGAAGUCAGGCAAAUUGAGGGCAAGGUGGUGGAAAUUUCAAGAUUGCAGGAAAUCUUCUCAGAGAAAGUCCUGCAACAAGAGACCGAAAUCGAUAACAUUCAUCAGUUAGUGGUGGGCGCUACAGAGAAUGUUAAAGAAGGUAACGAAGAUAUACGCGAGGCGAUCAAAAACAACGCCGGUUUCCGCGUGUGGAUCCUCUUCUUCCUAGUGAUGUGCUCCUUCUCGCUGCUCUUCCUGGACUGGUAUGACAGCUAA